CCCACAGCCCCAGCUCUGGGGCUGCCUGCCCGCCCGGAAGGAAGGCUGCCAUGUUGGGAGAUGCCAUCAUGGUGGCCAAAGGCCUUGCCAAGCUGACCCAGGCCGUGCUGGACACCCACCUGCAGCACCUGGGUCUCAGUGGGGAGCUCCUCGUGGCGGUCCGCUCCCUGCAGGCCACUGCCGUCGAGCAGGUCGGCGUGGUCUUCGGGCAGGUGCAGGGGCAGCCCACGCGUGAAGACGCUUACACCCCCGAGGGCUUCGACGACCUGGAAGCGGAGCUGCCGUUCGCAGGGCCACAGGCGACCGGAGCCUCGGCGGACUUCUCUGCAGCGGCUGCCGGGGACCAGGCGCCGGCUCCGCCCCCGGGCCGCGCCCCAGGCCGGGGCCCCGCUCCGGCCUAUGCCGCCGGGGGGCUCCUCUGGGAGGCGGGCCGGGCCGCCUCCCCGGGCAGCGGGGCCCACGGGAGGCUGUUUGCGGACCCUAGAGACUUCUUCUUGGCCGCUGGUGUCCGGCGAAGGUUCUUCCACCAGGACCAGUCUCCCGUGGGGGGCCUCACGGCCGAGGACAUCGAGAAGGCCCGGCAGGCCAAGGCUCGCCCCGAGCGCAAGCCGCACACGCAGGUGCUCAGUGAGCGGGCUCGCGAGCGCAAGGUGCCAGUGACACGGAUUGGGCGGCUGGCCAACUUUGGAGGUGAGGGGGCCCCUCCUGCCUGCCUGGCCAGCGGCGGGGCCCCUCCGCCUCGAGACGGAGGGGGGACGGCCCGCCCUGGCGGCUGCCCUGGCAUUCGCUGCUCCGUGGCUGACUCCGGCCCCUCUGAUGCCCCCCCUGCCCCCGUCCCCGGGAGUCGAGCCGCCGCGCCCUCUGGACGCCGUGCG
Perognathus longimembris pacificus (Pacific pocket mouse) is the source of this 875-nucleotide messenger RNA. Its product is annotated as atypical kinase COQ8A, mitochondrial-like. The transcript is spliced from 4 exons. The record is from RefSeq and is a predicted model, not a curated record. The annotation marks the transcript as partial. NCBI's taxonomy places the organism in Eukaryota, Metazoa, Chordata, Mammalia, Rodentia, Heteromyidae.